Molecule: messenger RNA, 591 nt
Organism: Exophiala dermatitidis NIH/UT8656
Lineage: Eukaryota; Fungi; Ascomycota; Eurotiomycetes; Chaetothyriales; Herpotrichiellaceae
Product: actin like protein 2/3 complex, subunit 5
Exons: 1
Coding region: 1-591 (196 amino acids)
Biological process (GO): Arp2/3 complex-mediated actin nucleation; regulation of actin filament polymerization
Cellular component (GO): Arp2/3 protein complex; actin cytoskeleton; cytoplasm
Molecular function (GO): actin filament binding
Source: RefSeq, a predicted model, not a curated record
AUGGCCAACAUCAACUGGCGAACCUUAAACGUGGACGCAUACGACCCGGACUCAGCGGUAAACUUUCCGUUGACAACACUAAUUCCAGGGAACUUGCCUGCACCCUCGACAUCAGCCGAAGCCGCACAGAUAGGCCAGCAAGUGCGACAACUGUUACGGGCCGGAGACAGCCUCGGAGCACUCCAAUCUGCGCUCGAGACGGCCCCUCUCGCCGGCGACGACGCGGCCAAACAGGUCCACUUGACCACCGUGCUCGAAGUGCUACAAGGGAUCAGACAGAGUGAUGUCAGCAGGAUAUUGGGGGAGAUGUUGAAACAGCCCGGUGGACCGGCCCUGGGCGAUACGUUGAUGAAGUACAUAUACAAGGGUAUGGCCGGCAGUAGUACUACAGGUGGAUCAAGCAACAAAGCUAUGAGUCCGCAGGUCACCGGGUCCCAGUCCGGAGGGUUCAGUCAGAUCCAUGCGAGAAAUUUCGGCGAAGGAGGCGGCGGUCAGGUUAUGAGUGUGUUGCUGAGUUGGCAUGAAAAGUUGACUGAGGUCGUGGGCGUGGGUGGGAUUGUUAGAGUCAUGUCGGAUCGACGGACGGUAUAA